AUGGUGGGCUUUUCUCGGCUCCACCUCCAGCUGCUGUCUCGUCUCUCUGAGCCGUUCCCUGCCGCAUCUCCUGACAUCGGUGCCGUCUCCUACUUAUCGUCCUUCGAGCUGAAUUCGCCUCCGUCGACUGCUGCUCUUCUCGACGCGUGCUUCUCUUCCCAUCUCGUAGUCUUCGCCGCUUCAUCCUUUUUCCCGGAGGAGUUCAAGGAGUAUGCUGAGAAGGCGAAGUCACUGCCUCCGGCGACGAAGGAUGCCGAUAAGCUCGUCCUCUAUGGACUCUUCAAGCAAUCCACCCUUGGUUCUGUCAACACCAAUCGUCCUGGAAUGUUCAGUCCAACUGAAAGGGCGAAAUGGGACGCCUGGAAAGCAGUUGAAGGGAAGAGCAAAGAAGAGGCAAUGACCGAGUACAUUGCCAAGGUGAAGCAGUUGAUGGAAGGUGCUUCUACUGCUGCUGCAUAAUUAUAUGUUUCAUACAUGGUAUAUGGUGGGAGCUCCUUUAUAAACUUCUUCAGUAUUUCCAACACUAUGAAAUGAAAGGUCUGUACAAUGAAGGUCAUGAUGAUUCUCAAUAAUCGCUUAGUUUCACGAGUUACAACUUACGAGUACUUGCUAUGUAUUUGUGACACUUUGUAAACUUUUUUUCAUUUUUAUUUUAUGACAUGUAAUUCGUAUAUGAGAUGUAAUUCAAGACAUACCUUGAUUUUAUACGCCAUCUAUAGAUAAAAUUUUCGAAUGGAAGAAUGC
Molecule: messenger RNA, 744 nt
Organism: Linum tenue
Lineage: Eukaryota; Viridiplantae; Streptophyta; Magnoliopsida; Malpighiales; Linaceae
Source: the annotation of a GenBank genome assembly